ACCAUGAUCGCCGCGACGAGAAGCAUCUAUCUGGGGAGGAAGAGGAAGAGAGGAGGUCAGAAUAACAACAACAACAACAACAACAGUGCCGAGACGUUACCUGGGAACGGCUUGAGAUCGAACCCUUCCAAGAGACACCGAGACCGUCUGAACACUGAGUUCAACAACCUCCUGCGACUGCUCCCAACCAGCGAGGAUGUGGCCGACCGCCUUGACAAGCUCUCCAUCCUGCGCCUCAGCGUCAGCUACCUGCGCCUCAAGAGGUUCUUCGAAGUUUCUCUGCGGAACGGAAAGACGUGGGCUUCUGUGGAGCCACCGGGAGAGAAGAAAGUGUCUGUGAGCGACACAGCUCAACUCCUGAGAGAGAGUGAUCUCCUGCUACAGGUGCUGAAUGGGUUCAUUAUAGUGGUGGUCGGUGACGGUUGCAUAUUCUAUGCAUCGGCCACGAUACAGGAGUAUCUGGGCUUCCAUCAGACUGCCGUCAUGCAUCAACCUGUUUAUGACCUUAUUCACCCCGAGGACCGUAUUGAAUUUCGACGUCAGCUUCACUGGGCCCUAAACCCUUCUCCGCUCAACAACUGCCAACCCUCCAGAGGUGCCGGUGGCCAGGCUGAAAGCCCCGUGAGCUUCGAACCUCGUCACCUCCCGCCUGAGAAUUCUGCCUUCCUGGAGCGAAGCUUCGUGUGUCGAAUGCGGUCCCUUCUGGACACGGCCUCCGGUUUUGUGCCACUGAAUCUCCAGGGGAGGCUGAAAUAUCUUCACGGACAGAACAAACGGGGGGAGGAUGGCUCGCUGCUCCCCCCUCAGCUUGCCCUCUUCGCCGUAGCCACCCCUCUGGAAUUGCCCUCCAUCCUGGAGAUACGCACUAAAAGUGGGUUGUUUCACACCAGACACAAGCUGGACUUUACCCCUGUCGGGUGUGACACCAAGGCAAAGAUGGUGCUGGGCUACACGGAGAUGGAGCUGUGUAUGCGAGGCUCGGGGUAUCAGUUUGUCCAUGCGGCUGACAUGCUUUACUGUGCUGACAUGCACGUCCGGUUGAUGAAGACCGGGGAGACUGGGUUGACAAUUUUCCGACUUCUGACCAAAUGGAACGAAUGGGUUUGGGUCCAAUCCAACGCCCGGUUGGUUUAUAAGAACGGGAAACCGGAUUCUAUCAUCGCCAAACAGAGACUCCUGACGGAGAGAGAAGGUGCCGAUCACUUUGCCAAGCGGAGCCUGGCAUUCCCUCUGACCUUCACCAACGCAGACGCAGCGCUGUACGGCACCAGCUCCCCCUUGACCUCCUUCGCCAACCCUCACCCGUUGGGCGCUGACAAACUGGAGCAAAGCGAGAGGCUCGACCCCAACUCUCUGUUGGGAGUCGUGAUGAGCCAGGACGAGUCCGUUUACAUCAGCCACCUGGCGCCACGCCAGCCUAGGCUCACCCUGGACAGGACGGCUGGGGCUGGAGUUGGGCUUUGGGCGGGCGGGGAUGGUCUUGAGGGUCUCCCGCACGGAGAGGCUGAAGAGGAGGAGAUCAGCACCAACUGCAAGCAGGAGGAAGACCUGUUGUCCAUUCUGGACGAGGUCCUCAAGACCGACCUCGGGGAGGGAGACAAGGAGAUACCCAGCGUGCUGGAGGGGCUGGGGCCGGAGGACUUGGAGCUGAUGCAGUGGGUGGAGAGGACCUUGACCAUGGAGAUGGACGCCGGGUUCCCUCUCAACGACCUCCUCACCAACGACCAGGUGCUGUCUUACGUGCAAAGCUCCCUGGUCUCGAGGGAGCGGCCAGCGACAGACCACCACCACCCAGGCGGGGGGCUUUGCCCACUGGCCGUUGUGGGCUCGCCUCUCUCGGAGUCGGGUUGGCGGGUGGGCGGGGGCAAGCUUGCCCCAGCCCCGGCCCUCACUCCGCCUCCCCUCCCUCGCCCUUGUUUCGCCGCCCAGGCAGCUCCGUCACCACCUUGUGAACACCAACGCAGCCGUCGCCAGCGGGAGGUUGCCCGCCAACACCAACACCAACGCCUGCCGUUGCAUUCGGGCUGUCCCUGGGCCAGCCAGGAACCCUUGCGGCACCCGUGCAUGCAGGAGCAGGAGCUCCAGCGCAUGCAGCAGCAGCAGCAGCAGCACCAGGCAGCCGCGAAGGCCAAUGAGCGCCUUAACGGCGAAGUGGGGGUGCGAUUCUGCGGGUUCCAGCCCCACCACCCGGCCCCCGAGACCCUUGGCCCUGACACUUACCCCGCCCCCCGCAACUGCAGGCUGCAACCCCCAAGCGACACACCGCCCUUCGCAGGGACCCUCGCCACCGUCGGACCCCCUGCGUGGGGCGGAGGAGCACCAACUCCCCACGGCCUCCAUGGACUCCCCAAGACUCUGGGACGAACAGACUGUCUCCUGGGAGCCCAGCAAAACGGGGGGGCGUUCCUGGUUUUCGGGCGCCCACUGGCUCCUCACCCCCCAGGGCACCCGGCCUCGGUGUUGCCCUCAGCCUCGCCAUUCCUCUCUAGAGACUAUCCCCACCUUCGCCCAAGCAACCGGGAGCACUGGCAUUCCAAUGAUCUAUACAGGAUGAAAGAAGACUUGCCGGGCUUCCUGGCAUCUCACCCGACGGAAAACGGCACCCAUGUCUUGGGAAACAGCUUCGCGCAGUAAUGGGGGAGCCAGACAGAUCUCGGUGUCUCGGAGGUUACCACACGUACACAGCCCAGCGAGCGCACAACUUUCACGCUCUGCGGUUUGAGCGGAGGAAUGCGACUCUCCUCCCUCCAUCAACCCUUCUCUUCACACGA
Molecule: messenger RNA, 2771 nt
Organism: Callorhinchus milii (elephant shark)
Lineage: Eukaryota; Metazoa; Chordata; Chondrichthyes; Chimaeriformes; Callorhinchidae
Product: aryl hydrocarbon receptor-like
Exons: 11
Coding region: 4-2634 (876 amino acids)
Biological process (GO): regulation of transcription by RNA polymerase II
Cellular component (GO): aryl hydrocarbon receptor complex; nucleus
Molecular function (GO): transcription cis-regulatory region binding; protein dimerization activity; nuclear receptor activity
Source: RefSeq, a predicted model, not a curated record